GCUGGCGCCGGGCAAACACCACCACGACUACCGAACGACCGAGCGACGUCCAUCCCGUCUCCACAUCUUCAUCAGAGACGAGGCUGCGACAAAGUACUAGUUAAUGUACCAGAUUAAUGUUUUAAAAUGCAAUAUUUAAUUACACAACCUAAAUUACCGUUGAAAAACUUGUGGUGGUCGGUACUGUAAGACUCUCCCCUAAGAAAAAAAUUAUAUAAUAAAUUUACACAGGUUGUUUCUGAGUUCUUGUUUUCAUUUGAAAUGUUGCUUGCUAUUGAGGAAUUCCUUAUUAUAUUGUCACAUGCUGUUAAUUAAAACAUACCGACAUGCGCUCUCUCUAUAUAUAUUAUAGCAUAGAGGUACUGGUAUGUCUUGCUGCGUCUGUUAAUUACUUUAAUUAGUGCUCGAGUGCUGAAUCGGAGGUUGCUUGGUGGAAUCCCUCUUGAACGAGAUCAUCAUGUUAACAUCAGGCAUCCACACAAAUAAUGGAUAUUGGCAAAGAAAACGGUCAGUAAUGUUAAUAAACUAUCUCAGGAUUAGCCUUGGGUGAUUUAAUGAAAAUUUGAAAAACUGAAGUUGGGAUAUUUAGGACAGAUUACGAGCCUGCAUUUAUUGGAUUGCGAGUACAAUGAAGUACCUAGAGUAGUUUGGUAGGGCCAAGAAUAAAGUAAGUAAAGGCAGAGGCGCCACUCCCAUAGUAAUGAUAGUUUGCUUAAAUUUGUAAACAAAACCCUUGCCAUAGAUAAAACCACCAAUUCAUUGUAGAAAUAGUUCAAGUGUAUAUCGAUGGCUUAGAAUGAAAACCUUGUAUCUCAUAAAAUGCAAAUUUUACAUCAGAGACAAAAAACCGUGCUACUGAUAUACGUGGUUUCCUUUUUUUUCCCGAUAUAAAGCAGUUGGAUGCACAUUUUAUUUCUUUCAGCCAAACAUUUUGUGAGAUACGAGGUUUUCCAGCCAAAAACAUAAAAAACGUAUUUUCGUCCAAAAAUUGAGAUACGAGGUUUUCAUUCUAAGCCAUCGAUAUACUUAAGUAAUAUUUUUCUGCACUAGUAAAAUCCAAAUUAUACAGCCAGAUUGAAACUGAUGAUCGUUUAGUAAUGAAUUUUAUUUCUGUUUAAUAUAUUUAUUUUACAUUAUUAUAUAUUUUUUUAAUUUUCAACUUCAAAAACUACAUUAGCAGGUAAUACGGAGAACGACAGGCCAACGUGCUCUAAUUUUUGUUUUCGUCAAUAUGCCAUGCAGCAUCUAGUUUUCAGUGACAUUUUAAAAAUAUAUGCUUUUACUUUCAAAUCCCAUUAUUACCACGAGACAAUACAAAGAUGGCCGUAUGUAAUUAUAACAACUGGAUAUGUAAUAAACUAAAGAGAUCAAAACUUGUAAUCUAUUUUUUCCGAUUGUUGGUGAAACAUGGUAUGAUCCAAUUUUUAAGGAUUCAGUUUGUCCUAUCUGCUGUCACCCCCCUGGUAAAAGGCGUUAUAAGACGAAGCCACCUUCCGGCAUUAAACAGACUAGUCAAACACCCACUUCAUACCAUGUUUCGCCGGGCCCUUCAAGUCGCAGACUACACCAUAUAGCGCGAAUUUACUCAGAAACAGUAACGAUUGACCUGAAACAAAAGAAGUGAAUAAGGAGGCAGCGCUUCCUGAGGCUUAAAUACAUGACCCUAUAGUGCACAGCACAAGUGCAAGAAGCCUGAGGGUAAAAAAAAGGGGGAGGAGAGGGGGUCCUAAGCAAGGAAAGGAAAGGGAUGAUGACACAAAACAACGGGGAAGGAAAUAUGGGAGUCCGAGGAGGAAGGUAGGGAGGGGGGAGCCACACUGUGACAACUAAAAACAAAGGCGGUAAUAUCAUUACAUUGUUAUUGACAAGUCGAUUAGUUUAAUAAAAACAGAAUACAAAAAAUAUAACAUAAUAGACUGCAAAAACACACUCAGGCAAAAAAACCCGUCAAAACGAAGAUAACACGAGCUACGAGCUUGAUAAUUCUUUGAAAACAUGUUAUAUAACACAAUAGUUCAGGAAAUUCCUGAUAACAAGUGAUAGGUAUAAAAAUAACAUGACUGAUAGCGCACUCUACUUAUUCACGGCACAGACAGUCAAGAUGCAGAUCUUCAGUUUAGUGCUUCUGUUGGCGGCCCUGUCUGCCGUCCAGGUGGCGAGGUGCGCGCGCAUCCUCGGGGUGUUCCCCAUCACGUCGGUGAGUCACCAGGUGGUGUACCGCGCCGUCAUGGUGGAGCUGGCCCGAAGGGGUCACGAGGUGGUGGUCAUCACCCCUGACCCAAUCAAAGACCCCUCGCUCAAGAACUACACAGAGAUCGACACCUCCUUCAUGUACGAGGACUUCCGCAAAACUUUCGACUUUGCGGACCAGCGGGUGGGCGACGACUCGCCCUAUAAGGUAUCGGACGCACUGACAGCGUACGGGGUGCGGCUGUGCGAGAUGUUGCUGGACUACGAGCCAGUCAAGAAGCUUGUCUCCUGGACCAACACCGGAGAGCACUUCGACCUGGUGUUUCUCGAGUGGGUGAACACUCCAGGAACGUAUGUCUUCGCGCACAGGUUCUCCGCCCCCUACAUCGGCAUCGCCUCGCUCCCGCCUUUCGGGUUCAACAUCGACUCCGUCGGCAACCCCACCAACCCCUCGUACAUCCCGGAUCCCUUCAUGCCCUACUCCGACAAGAUGUCCUUCUUCGAACGGCUGGACAUGCUCGUGUACGCCCUGUGGUCGCGUCACUACUUCUACAACGUCAUCAUCCCCAGGACCCAGGCCUUGGUGGAACGUCACCUCGGUCGUUCCGUGCCGAGCAUCCUGGACAUGCACUACAACGUCAGCAUGUUGUUCGUCAACUUUGAGGCCAGCUUCCACCCGCCCAGGCCCGAGGUGCCAGCCGUGCUGCAUCUGCCGGGACUGCACUUGAAGCCCCCGAAGCCACUGCCCCAGAAUAUCCAGCAGUUCCUGGACUCGGCGCCCAAGGGCGUGAUCUACUUCAGCCUGGGCAGCAACGUGAGGAGCGACAAGUUGGACGCCAGCAAGCGACAGAUGUUCCUGGACGCCUUCAGACAGUUGGACGGCUACCGCGUGCUGUGGAAGUGGGAGUCUGACCACCUGCCCGGACAGCCGGACAACGUGAUGAUACAGAAGUGGAUGCCACAGCAGGACGUACUGCGUCACCCCAAGGUGAAGGCGUACAUCAUGCAAGGCGGACUUCAAAGCUCUGAGGAGGCCAUACACUCUGGCGUGCCCCUCAUAUCCAUUCCCUUCUUCUCAGACCAGGACUACAACACCAAGAGGAUAGUGGAGAAGGGAAUAGGAUUGAAACUGGACAUCAGCGAAGUCAGCAAGGAGAAGAUUCUAGAUGCUCUGAAAACAGUCUUAACAGACAAGAGUUUCUGGGACAACAUGAGGCGGCUGUCGUCGAUAAUGAGGGACCAUCAGUCGAGCCCCUUGGAGCGCGCGGUCUGGUGGACGGAGUACGUGCUGCGACACGGGGGCGCGGCCCACCUGCGCUCCGCCGCGGUCGACAUGCCGUGGUACCAGUACCUGCUGCUGGACGUGCUGGCCUUCCUGCUGGUGUCUGCCGCCGCGGUGGUCUUGUUGCUGUGGCGCACGGCCAGGUUCCUGCACGGCCGGCUACUGGCGCGCGGCUCAAGCAAGCUCAAGAACCACUAGAGCAACAUCAUCACCGGCAUGCCGUGGUACCAGUACCUGCUGCUGGAUGUGCUGGCCUUCCUGCUGCUGUCUGCCGCCGUGGCGGUGCUGCUGCUGUGGUGCACGGCCAGGUUCCUGUACGGCCGGCUACUGGCGCGCGGCUCAAGCAAGCUCAAGAACCACUAGAGCAACAUCAUCACCGGCAUGCCGUGGUACCAGUACCUGCUGCUGGAUGUGCUGGCCUUCCUGCUGCUGUCUGCCGCCGUGGCGGUGCUGCUGCUGUGGUGCACGGCCAGGUUCCUGUACGGCCGGCUACUGGCGCGCGGCUCAAGCAAGCUCAAGAACCACUAGAGCAACAUCAUCACCGGCAUGCCGUGGUACCAGUACCUGCUCCUGGACGUGCUGGCCUUCCUGCUGCUGUCUGCCGCCGUGGCGGUGUUACUGCUGUGGUGCACGGCGUGGUUCCUGCACGGCCGGCUGCUGGCGCGCGGCGCGAGCAAGCUCAAGAACCACUAGAGCAACAUCAUCACCGGCAUGCCGUGGUACCAGUACCUGCUCCUGGACGUGCUGGCCUUCCUGCUGCUGUCUGCCGCCGUGGCGGUGUUACUGCUGCGGUGCACGGCGUGGUUCCUGCACGGCCGGCUGCUGGCGCGCGGCGCGAGCAAGCUCAAGAACCACUAGAGCAACAUCAUCACCGGCAUGCCGUGGUACCAGUACCUGCUGCUGGAUGUGCUGGCCUUCCUGCUGCUGUCUGCCGCCGUGGCGGUGUUACUGCUGUGGUGCACGGCGUGGUUCCUGCACGGCCGGCUGCUGGCACACGGCGCGAGCAAGCUCAAGAACCACUAGAGCAACAUCACUGGCAUGCCGUGGUACCAGUACCUGCUCCUGGACGUGCUGGCCUUCCUGUGGUGUCUGCCGCCGUGGUGGUGCUGCUGCUGUGGUGCACGGCCAGGUUCCUGCAUGGCCGGCUGCUGGCGCGCGGCGUGAGCAAGCUCAAGAACCACUGACCGACCACUCAUUUCACGGGAACAUUGCUGUUUUUAAAUGUGCUUCACUGCCACGAUUGAUUGAACGAUGAAGAGAAUUGUUAUUUUUUAAUACGUUUUAAUUAUCAUAAAAUGAGAAUAAUUUUACGCUCAGAAUUUUUUUUGAAAUUAUGUAGUUUUUACUAAUAUCCACUUUAUCACACACACACGCACACACAUAUUUAUUUUACACUAUUUUUUAUAAAAUUGAAAAUUUCUAUUUCAUACUUUAUAAGAAAGAAAAAAAAAUUAAUCCAAACACAUUCUAGAAUAUUUUAUGCAUGUUCGUUGAAUUAGAGGCUGUUUUAGUUUUGAAAAGAAAUUGUAAUCAUUUAUGUCGGCAAAAUGAUUAUUUACGGCCUGAUAUAUGGCAAAUUAUGUCAGGAAAAAUUUUUGAGCACAUUUGGUUUAACUUCAACAUUUUCUCACAAAGCUAUGUGUAGUAAAGCAGACGUGCAGCAACUGAUAGCAUUGCCGCCUGCUCAUGUAUCUAAACCUAGGCCUGUGCACGAUGGAUUACGCAUGAAUGGAAAUGCGUUCUACUUGGCGAAAAUUGCAUUUGGUAGUAUAAAGGUUGAACUUUAAAACUUUAUGGACAAGAUGGAGGAACAAAAUUAAUGUGUUAUAUUUUAUACUGCCAUGUCAGUGUAUGUGUCUUUCUCUAUGAACUAUCAGUUAAAAAAUUUUUGUAGGUAUAUCUUUUAGUAUUAAACAUUUUUGCUCACGUAACUAGAUAUUUUUGUUAAACCAAUAAGAAAUUAAUUUUCAUUUUUCAUUCGUAAUAUUAUAUAACUAAAUUUUGUAAAACACUCUGGUAUUGGAUGAAGACAGCCGAACAAAAACUAUUUCUUGAAAAUAAUAAAAAUUGUUUGGAAUUUUGACGGAGGAAAAGAAAAUGACAUUAUUAUUCCAACCAGCUAAGAAACUAGACGUAUAAUUGUGGUAAAGAAGAAAUUGCAAAUUAUGAUAUUUUAAGUUAUUUAGAAGAAUAUUAUCAAAACAAUAUGAGAAAUAUAAUUAUUCUACAAGGAAUUGAAAAAUAUUUAGUUGAUUUGAAGAAAUAUAGUAAAUCAAAAAAUUACUUUUGAUAGUUUAUGAAGACGGAUUUUAUAGUACGAAAUUUGAAGUUUUGGAAAUUUAUGUUCAAGAAAAUUAACCCCUCUGCAAAUUAUUUAGAAGAAAAUAGACAACUUAUAGGAAGAACUAUAAGAAUUAUUCAGGCGUUCCAAGGACGAAGAAAUAGACAAUCUACAUAUCAAUUACCAGUUCAAAAUCAUCCAGAACCACCGAGAGGCGUUCCCAGGACGAAGUCGCGGAACUGCUACAAUGGUGUUCCCAUGAUAAAGAUACGUAUUAUUUGAUGUGGAGUUCCAGGACCAAGAAGGCAGAAACCGCGCUAGAUAGUUCUAAUACCCGGAACUAUUACUACAGGUUGGUCGUAUCGUUCUUAGGGAAAUCUUGUAAAAUUCACGAACCUUUUUAGAACAAACCCCAGAAUAUUUAAAUCUUUAAAAUCAUUUUGAACACAAGUUUACUUUGAAUACCAGAAUGUUGAGGUGUCUCUUGUAAAACCAAAUUAAGUAACUAUUGAACCAAAUUGUUUCAUAUAAUUUAUAAAUCUAUCGAUACUAGUACGAAAUACCCUGCUGUACCUAUUGUAUAAACAUGAUAAUGAAAAUUAAUUCACUUUGUAAACUAUUAAUUUAAUAAUUGAAGACAUUUAACAAAAUAAGUGUAAUGUGUUUGAUGAUAUUUCACUGAUAUAACAUAACUUAUGUGUAUAGCUUUUAUCUUAGCUUGAAUGACACUGAAAAGAAAAAAACAUUAUUUUCAACUUUACUAUACGUACUAAUAUUAUGGCAUUGUUAGUUUUUUUUUUUUUUUAAGUCAAAUCAUUCACAUCCUUUUACUUGUUUUAAUUAAUAUAAAGAUUUAACUAAUUGUAGUUUCUCAGAAACUGCUGGCACCAUAACCUUAAAUGAUUCAUAUUUUUAAAUUUUAUUUUAUAAAGUCACUAGAAUGGGUCUAAGUACCUAUUCGAGUUAUUUGAAGUCAGUGGCGUAGCCAGGACUUGUGUAUGGGGGGUGUUAAAAGCAUGCCCCCCCCCCUCCCCGUAUAAAAGUGGGGGGUCCGGGGGUCCUCCCCCGGGAAAAUUUGGAUUUUAAGGUGUAAAAUAGUGCUAUUUUAGCAGUAUUCGGUACUUAAAUUUAAAUAUUGUAAUGGUAAAAUUUUUAUUAAUUUUAAUAUGAAAUUUGUUUGAGUGAUGAAUAAGAUAUUAAUUAAAGAUUUGGUGCUAAGGGGGGGGGUUUGAACCCCUAAAACCCCCCCCUGGCUACGCCCCUGUUUGAAGUCAGACCAAUUUAUGCUAAUUGAUAAAUGUUUUGAUGGAGGUAACCCGAUAGUAUGAUGUAAAAAAUACCUGCCAUUAUUAAAAUAUCUUUAGUGAGUCAAUAUAUAUUUGCCCAUUUUUUUGGGGCUAUCAAGCAUGAUAUAUCAGAUUGCGGCUUAUAUAGUGACACACGAAUCUUUAAAAUAUAACUCAUGGUUUGACUGUUUGACAGAAACUGCUUGAAAACCAAAUGAGUAUGUGAAAACUGUCAUCUGCAAUUUCGACGAAGUAUAGCAUAUAGUAAAACACAGUAUCGAGAAACUCUCUCUGAUAAAAAACUAGAGUACACAUGUCAAAGAUCUGGCUGGAUGCUGUCUUCAGUUAACUGAUUGGAGCUGAGAAUUAGUCAGUUAAGUCACUGUGGAAGUAGAUGUGUAUUGGAUAGGUAACUUACUUUUUCCUUUAAACAUGUAGUAAAAGUAAGAUUUACAGAAUAUACACUAUUUUUUAAAAUUUUUUUUCUGGUAAUCUUAAUUAGAGUUAAAUCCUCGCCUGAGAAUUUUUGACAUGAGUAAAAUUUAAUAAAUUUUAAAUUUUCAAACUUUUUAACGUCUGAAAUGAGGAUCUCAUUAUGUGUUGACAUUAUUUUUACAAGUGCAUUCAUUAAACUUAAAUAGAACAAAAGAAGUCAAAGGUCCACGAAAGCAUGUUUUUAUAAAAUACUUUAGAAAAAUGAUAUAUGUAUAUAUAUUUGUCCCACAUCUUUAUUCGGAAAAUACAUGUUUGAUCUGGCCGUGGCUCGAAUCAAGGACUCAUCUCGAAAAUGUAGGGAGAGAGUUGUUGACGCUGAGAUGCAGAGCUGAUCCCUCUACAGACAGGGACUCGCGGUCCUGUCAGGGUGAUUGUCGCUUCGGUAACUCUUUAAACGAUAUGGUUGGAAAGGUUUGAUGGAUCUGUCUUCUAUUGAGCACGGAAAUGUGGUCGUGCCAAAAACCUAAACUUUGUUUUAAUUCUGUUUGGCUAAUAGUUGUAGUCAUUUUUCUUUGUCAUUUUUUUCUUGUUACUACAAUCAUAAUUUAUUUAAUUGUGAAAAAAUGACUCAUUAUUUAAUUUUAUAUUGAUUUGAAAUGAUUGUUUGUUUGAAUAAAAAAUUGUUGGGUGUGAGAAAAAA
Molecule: messenger RNA, 8174 nt
Organism: Bacillus rossius redtenbacheri
Lineage: Eukaryota; Metazoa; Arthropoda; Insecta; Phasmatodea; Bacillidae
Product: UDP-glycosyltransferase UGT5-like
Exons: 4
Coding region: 2057-3670 (537 amino acids)
Molecular function (GO): UDP-glycosyltransferase activity
Source: RefSeq, a predicted model, not a curated record